GUGGUGUGCGCGGAUGGCAAUCACGUGUAGGAGCGGGCGGUGGAGGGCAUGUAAGCGGCGGGGAACAACAAUAGCAGCAGCAGAGAGAUUCUUCCCAGGCUGAGCUGCAGCAUCAUAAGAGAAGGAAGCGGGGUCACUGAUACUGGCGCACAGGGAACAUGAAUGUCAGCUCCGGUGUCCCCAAAUUCCUCACUAAAAUAUGGGCGCUGGUGGAGGACCCCAGGAACAGCAAUUACAUCUGCUGGAGCCAAGAUGGAAACAGCUUCAUCGUGUUGGAUGAAGGAAGAUUUGCAAAAGAAAUCUUGCCUAAACAUUUCAAACAUAACAAUAUGGCCAGUUUCGUGAGGCAGCUCAACUGGUAUGGCUUCCAUAAAGUUAUGCAGGAUGAGACUGGUGCAGCUAGGCAUGAUAAAUACUGUUCAGGCAGAUAUCAGCACCAAUUUUUCAAGCGUGGCCAAGAAGAAUUAUUGUCAAUGAUAAAACGUAAAGUAACCCCAAGUACUGGAGAAAAGCGUGUGUUCCGCAAGGCUAAGGAGGAAACCCCCGAGUGCGGAGAGGAGACAUGCACUGUGAUCUGCACUGGGCAGACUAUAGAGACACACCAGUGCAAAACUAAGAUUCCUGUUCUUCAAAUUGAAGAUGGUAAAACAGGACCAGAUGACCUGCAGAAAAUAUUGACGUUUCUCCAUCAGCUGCAAGCAAGACAAGAUGUACUUGAUACAACUGUAGAAUCUCUUAAGAGGGAAAAUGAGGCCUUGUGGAAAGAGGUACUACAGUUACGACCAGCACAGACACAGUUUGAACCUGUUGCUUCUUCUCAGUCUUACGAUCAAAUGGCAUCUUUGCAAACAAACCAGCCACUCAUGAUUGACAGUACAGGAAACUACAACCAACUCUCAGUGUCCAAAACGUCGCAGACUGUUGUUCAGGCAUUUGACAACGGUUGGUCCACUGACAGGAAUUCCAGCAGAGGUAUCAAAAGAACUGUGAAAGAAGAUAUAGACAGCUCUGCAGAGGAGCCCAAUGACCAUUUGUUAAGUAUUUCUUUUCAUAGAUCUCAGGAAUAUGACAAAUAUCAGACGGAUGACUCUGACCCCUCAGACGUACACUCCUGUCAGAGUGAUGAGAUGGCUAAUGAAGAAGAUUACUCUUCUAACCACAGCAAUUCAUUUGCAAAGAUAGCGGAAAACUCAAUGGCAAAUCGCAGAAAACAAGUACCUCACAAGCGACUAAAAAGCAGUGCAGAGAGAUGUGUGUCGGCAACUAAAGCACAGAAUGGAUCACAGUGGAUUGGUGGUUCAGAAAAUGAAGAUGAAGGCAACAAUUGCUUUGUGGACCCUGUCAAAGACUAUCCAAAGAAAACCUUUAAAUCAUGCAGAGCCUCGUGUUUUAAGAUGGGACACAUGCUCCAAAAAAUUCAUCAUGACAAUACUUGUUUGACUGAGAAGGUUCUAGCUGUAGAGCAACAGUCUUUACAGAAACUUUCUGAAAUCUCAACAGUGCUAUCCACUUUAGCCAACUACAUGGUGAACACUCACAACUGCCAAAGAUCUUCAUGUUCACAUUCUCUGGAUGCAGCAAAGAUUCAUGAAAAGGAAAGACAGAGUUCACACAGACAUCAUCAAGGACUGUGGUCUGAUACUACAAGUUAUUCAGCCAAGAAAGAAUAUGAUUCUUAGCACAUGUAUUACAAUAUGUGACCUAAUGUACUGAGCAACAAAUAUUACCAGAAUGCAUACAUUGUAGGUACAGUCAGUGUUUCAGUUGUAUCUAGUAGUUAUUUUUUAUAUGAAUUGUUGCGCUUGUUUGGGUCAUGUUACACUCUAACAAGUACUUUUAAAUGCCGGUUAUAUUCUCUAUACAUUUACAUACAUUCAAUGUUUUACUUUAAAAGUGUUUUAAUCUGUUAAUAUCUUUACUCUGGGAAACUGAUGACUAUUGUAUAGUUCAUGGUAAGUAAAAAGGGAAAAUUACUGAGAUGAAAAUGUGUCUCCUUCACUCAUGUACUUGUUGGUGCUUUUAAAUAGCUUAUUACACAAGCAGCUUGUACUGUAUGUUAUGUAUAGAUAAAAUAUGCCAUUUUAAGUUUUGCAACAAAGCUUAGGUACUGUAUGAGAUAGACAAUUAGUUGUAAAAUAGAUGAGAUACACUGGACUAUUUCUCAUUGAUGUAGUUAAUUUUGUUUUAGCAUCAUUCUCUGUGUAAUUAAUGUUCUGCAACUUUGUUGCUGUCCGCUAUUGAUUUCUUGAUCAUUAUACCUAUAACAAAGA
This is a messenger RNA of Pseudophryne corroboree (corroboree frog), 2270 nucleotides long. RefSeq names its product heat shock factor protein 2-like. Lineage: Eukaryota; Metazoa; Chordata; Amphibia; Anura; Myobatrachidae. Gene Ontology annotation, molecular function: sequence-specific DNA binding; DNA-binding transcription factor activity. Gene Ontology annotation, biological process: regulation of DNA-templated transcription. The record is from RefSeq and is a predicted model, not a curated record. The transcript has 13 exons. Bases 159 to 1679 code for a protein of 506 amino acids.